AUGGUCGUUGUUUUUGUCAUUUGUUUUUGUAUUUGUUUUGCUGGUUCCUCAGCCAGUUCAAUCGGAUCUCCGUUGGAAGAAUCACUGCAAUGUUCAAAAUAUCAUUUUGAAGAAAAAGUUUUGGAAAAACUUGUUCGUCUAGAACUUAAGAUGGAAAUGUAUGAAGCAAAAAUAAAAUCUUGGGAAGAUUCGAUUCCAACUUACCUUGAUAAAAUUGAUCAUGCCAAGAGACGGACUGAAACAUUUUUAGAAUCAAUGCAGAACAUACUAACCCAGGAGCAAACACGAUUAAAUGAGUCUUUCCAUGAAACUGUCGAAAAUAUAUAUCUCAAUUCGGAAGGUAAAAUAAACAGUGAUUUGGAAUCUAAAAUUGGUGAAUUCGAGAAUAAGAGUGAAAGUGCCCUUGAAUUUUGGCAAUCUUCCCUCGUGCAAGAUCAGACACGAUUUAACGAAACUGUUACAAAUAUGUAUACUCAGUCGGAAAGUAAAUUGAAAGGUGUAUUAGAUUCAGUAUCAUCUAAAAUGGACGAAUUCAGCAAAUCCCAUAAGAAUGGAGAAAACGCCCUUGAACUUAUGAAAUCUUCCGUCAUGCAAGAUCAGGCUCGAUUUAAUACGUCCUUCCACGACACUGUGAAAAAUGUCUAUAUUCAGUCGGAAAGUAAAGUAAAAGGUGUUUUAAAUUCAGUAUCAUCUAAAAUGGAGGAAUUCAGCAAAUCCCAUAAGAAUGGAGAACACGCCCUUGAACUUAUGAAAUCUUCCGUCAUGCAAGAUCAGGCUCGAUUUAAUACGUCCUUCCGCGACACUGUGAAAAAUGUCUAUAUUCAGUUGGAAAGUAAAUUGAAAGGUGUUUUAGAUUCAGUAUCAUCUAAAAUGGACGAAUUCAGCAAAUCCCAUAAGAAAGGAGAAAACGCUCUGAAAGUUUUGCAAUCUUCCCUCAUGCAAGAUCAGGCUCGAUUUAACAAGUCCUUCGACGGAACUGUGAAAAAUGUCUAUAUUCAGUUGGAAAGUAAAGUGAAAGGUGUUUUAGAUUCAGUAUCAUCUAAAAUGGACGAAUUCAGCAAAUCCCACAGAAAGGGGAAAGAUGAUCUUCAACUAUUAAAAUCUACUAUCCUUCAAAUGCAAGAAUUAUUCAACAAGUCAUUCGAUAUGUCGAUGAAUAAGAUUGAAACGGAAUCGAAAAAUUUGAUACAGAACUUUAGUUUGGAACACAAAAAUGGUAUGUAUUUAAUUGUAUCUUAA
Molecule: messenger RNA, 1239 nt
Organism: Mytilus trossulus (common blue mussel)
Lineage: Eukaryota; Metazoa; Mollusca; Bivalvia; Mytilida; Mytilidae
Product: myosin-2 heavy chain-like
Exons: 1
Coding region: 1-1239 (412 amino acids)
Source: RefSeq, a predicted model, not a curated record